CUUUACACGUAUAACGCACCCAAACAAACCAGAAAUGAGCCAGAGCCUGACCCAGACCCGGAACCCGGAGCAGACCCAUUCCCGCCCGUCUUGCCAGUUGCGGUUGUAGAGUUGCAGUUUGAGUUGGUGAUGGGUGUGGGACUGGGCACCGCCAAACUUCCCCAUCGUCUGAAUCCCAUCCGUACGUUCGUGGACGCGAAGGUGAAGUGGGUCCGAGACCCUUACCUAGACUUCGCCGUCGAACGAGAGAAAAAUCUCCAUCAAGCCCUCUCCUUCAAGAACCAAAUCCUGUUUCAGUCUGAGUCUAAUCCCUCCAAAUCCAAAUCCCUCUCUCUCUCCCUCGCUUCUCUUCUCAAACCCAGCCUCAACCUCUCCACCUCGUCCUCCAAAUUCUUCCUCCGAUACCCUUCCUUCUUCUCCAUAUUCCACCCAGCUUCUGCUCUCCCUCCACGUGUCAAGCUCACACCCGCACUUCUCUCCCUCCACUAUCAAGAAUCCGCCAUUCACACCUCUCUUCCCCAUCGUUCCGACGCCGUCAACCGCCUCUCCAGGCUCUUGAUGCUCACUGGAGCCACUAGAUUGCCCUUGUACCUCAUCGACAGGCUCAAAUGGGAUCUGGGUCUUCCUCAUAAUUUUGUGGGUUCGCUUCUUGCUGAUUAUCCAGACUACUUUCAGGUUUGUGAGGUGGAAGAUGUGUCUACUGGCAGAAAGGAGCUUGCUUUGGAGCUCCUUUCUUGGAGGGAAGAGCUUGCUGUGUCUGAAUUGGAGAAGAGGACCAAUCAAUCGAAGCGCAUUGCAUUUCCGAUGUGUUUGCCAAAAGGGUUCGAGUUGGAGAAGAAGGUUAAGGAUUGGGUCGAGGAGUGGCAGCGAUUGCCGUACAUUUCGCCAUACGAAAAUGGUUUCCAUCUUUCGCCCAAUAGCGACCAGGCAGAGAAGUGGACGGUGGGCGUUCUUCAUGAAUUGCUUUGGCUUCUGGUGUCGAAGAAGACGCAAAGAGACAACUUAUUCUGCUUAGGAGAGUAUUUGGGUUUUGGGUCCGGGUUUAAGAAGGCCCUGAAGCAUCAUCCGGGGAUUUUUUACGUUUCCAAUAAGAUUAGGACGCAGACUGUGGUGCUGAGGGAGGCUUAUAGAAAGGAUUUCUUGGUUGUGAAGCAUCCUUUGAUGGCCAUGCGGUAUAGGUACAUUCAUCUUUUGAAUAAGAUGCCCAAAACCAACAGGCGUAAAUCCCUUGUUGUUGAAUAAAUAGAGGAAGGCAUACGACGAUGAAUUUGAUCACACACAGAUAAUGCUUGAUAAGGCUGUUCAACUAUGGUAUUGGGAUUCGUUUGCUGGAGUCUGCUGGAAACAGCCCAGCAACAAAAGGAAGGAUAAAUCCAAAGGACAACCCCAUUCCAUUCCAAUGCUCAGACAUAAAGCUGGUUACGCAGAAACUGGAGGAGAUGAAGAUACAGUAUGUCACGGCAGUGGUGGAAGAAGGUGGCAUUCAAGUUGAUCAACUUUUCUUUCAUGACCCAGACGGCUACAUGGUUGAGAUUUGCAAUUGUCAAAUCUCCCUGUUAUUCCAAUUUCCUCCUGCCAUCGAAACCCAAAGCCAAACCAAAUCCAGAAGAUUCGAAUGCAAUGCUCAGGCGAAGCUGCUGCUGCAGCACUGAUGAUGGACAACUUAGUGGCAGAAAUGAUGAAUAUUUCAAUUUGAAAGACUGUCCAAGUUGCUUCUUCUGGCAAAUGAUUUCGUGAUAUUGUUUGUAGAUAAAGGGUGGUGAAAAAAAGGGUGAGAGCUUUGGCCCUUGAGAUGAAAAAAAGUCAGAUAUUGCUUUCGAUGUUCUAAGUUUCAUCCUUUGUUUUUGUAAUGAUUUUGACCUUCUUUAGCGUAUUGUUACUGUUCCAGAUGAGUUGAUCUACCUCCAAGAAACUGAUGAUAUUGCAUGAUACUGGCAUCUUUCUCAUUUUUCA
Molecule: messenger RNA, 1953 nt
Organism: Ziziphus jujuba (common jujube)
Lineage: Eukaryota; Viridiplantae; Streptophyta; Magnoliopsida; Rosales; Rhamnaceae
Product: protein WHAT'S THIS FACTOR 9, mitochondrial
Exons: 2
Coding region: 130-1242 (370 amino acids)
Molecular function (GO): RNA binding
Source: RefSeq, a predicted model, not a curated record